AGAUCACUUUUGGAAAUACAAACCUUUUGAGCAUCCAUCCAGUUAAUUUUUAUUGUUUUUUCAUAUUACUUUUCUUCAUACUGUAAGGAACUUUCAUGCUAUGUUAUAUAAUGUGACGUGGAUGCAGUAGAAGACCACGGCUAUUUAUUGGAUAUUAAUUUAUGUCAUGUUAGUUUAAAUUAUCUCAACUGUUUUGCUAAUAUUAACUGCAAUUGUUAGUGAUAGCUUUUCUGAUUUAUGCUGUUAAAAUUUUCAUUUAUUUAUUACUCAGGGACUUCUGCUGGACUUAAACCAGUUAAUCAAGGAUCCUUAACAAUUCAUGGUCUGCAUUUGAAUGUGCUAAUUUUUAGGAAAUUGAGCUUUUUCACUGAUAAGAAGGAAACUCGGGAGUCUGCUACUGCCCUAGGAUAUGUUGCACAUGCUGUUUCCCUUGUAGCCUCUUACUUGCAAGUUCCUUUGCGAUAUCCUUUACGGUUGUGUGCUUCUCAUUCAUAUAUUAUAGACAAUGCGCCUUCCACAGAGCUAACAUCUGAAGCUUCAUCAAAUGCAAACACAAAUGUCAAGCAUGUGGAAUUCCCCCUUUUUUUAGAAGGUCAAGACACAACAAGAGCAGCUUAUGCUGUAUUCUUACUAAAUAAGGAUUUAGAACAGCUUUUGAAUUUCACUGAUGCAAAGAGCUUGGGACCACGCCAUGUACUUGCUAAUUUGAGGGAGCUCUUGAGGAUUAUCCAGUCUUCAGCUUUUAUAGACAACUUGAUCUAGUGGAUUUUGUCUCUACUGUAAUUUCCUUGUAAAUCAAUUUUUUUUUUUCAAUUCUUGCCAGGGUGCAAUUUUUUUGGUGCACCUUCCAAUGUAGCGUUGUUAUAAAAAUGGAGCCGACCUUUCUAUAAUGGAUUUGGUAUUAUUUAGAAAAGAGUAUACAGUGCAGCCGAAAGUAUUGUUAUUUGGGCUUAUUAUAAAAUGUCAAAUACAUACCUGCAGGGA
Molecule: messenger RNA, 984 nt
Organism: Vigna umbellata (rice bean)
Lineage: Eukaryota; Viridiplantae; Streptophyta; Magnoliopsida; Fabales; Fabaceae
Source: RefSeq, a predicted model, not a curated record